Molecule: messenger RNA, 2394 nt
Organism: Prorocentrum cordatum
Lineage: Eukaryota; Dinophyceae; Prorocentrales; Prorocentraceae
Source: the annotation of a GenBank genome assembly
AUGGCGGCGCUCCGCGCUGGCGCGCGGAUAGCCUCGUUGCGGCGAUGCGCGGCCGCGGAGGCGGCGAGCCCCGCCAGCUGGGCGUCAGCACGCAAGGAGGUGCUGGCCGCCGCCGCCUCCGGCCACUGGCGACCGCUUCGGCACUGGUACGCAAUGAGGCCAUGCUCGACGGUCGCGUCCCCGCUGAAGGGCAGUCAGCUGACGCGGCAUGUGCUCAUGGUCGACCCGCGCGGGUUCCGCAGCAACGAGGAGACAAAGGAGGACAACAAAUUCAUGUCGGAGGUUGGAGACGGCGACAAUGACAUCGCUGACGCCGUCAUGGAGGAAUGGAGGUCACUCGUGAAGCAGCUGGAGGCGGUGGGCGUGAAGGUGAUGAAGGUCGACGGGCAGGGCUUGCCAGACGAGGUCUUCCCGAACAACUGGUUCUCAACCCACAGCGAGGGCAGGCUGGUCCUCUAUCCCAUGAAGGUCCCCUCCAGGCAGAAGGAGGUCCGGCAGGACCUGAUGGACAGCCUCCGCGUGGACCUGGGCUACAACAGGCCCACCCUGGACCUCUCGGGCUGGUCCCGGUCGGGCGUCGCGCUGGAGGGGACGGGCAGCCUCGUCCUGGACCGCCCGGGGCGCGUCGCCUACCUGGCCCGGUCGGCGCGCGCGGACGGGAACCUGGGGGAGCUGUGGGCCAAGGAAAUGGGGUACGAGCUUAUUGCCUUCUCGUCGCAUGAUCGCAGCGGCAGCGAAAUCUAUCACACCAAUGUGCUCAUGUCUGUUGGGGACAAUUUCGCAGUGAUCUGCGCGGACGUGAUUACAGACGAGGCAGAGAAGAAGCUUGUCCUGGAUAGUUUGCGCAAGACGGGAAAGCUUCUCAUCCAGGUCUCCCUCGAGCAAAUGGAAAGUUUUGCCUGCAAUUGCAUCCAGCUGCAGGGUGAGAAAGGCACUGUGCUUGCCAUCUCCACUGCCGGCUGGGGAGCCCUCGACGAUGCGCAGCGGGCAACCAUCAAGGGUUGCGUUGACCAUGUCGUCACGGCCGAGGUGCCAAUCAUGGAGCGGCUGGGGGGAGGCUCUGUGCGCUGCAUGAUCGCAGAGCUCUUCCCCUCGGACGAGACGCCUGAGAACGCCUGCUCCGUGUGUCGAGUGCAGAGCGAGUGGGCGAACCUGGACCUCGUGCUGGUUCACGAGCCCGGCCUUGAGGUCGACGCCGUCAUUCCAUGGACGCUGGACACCAUGAAGGUCGACGAGUGUUUCAACCGCGUCGAGCUAAAGGAUCAGCACCGCGUUUUCAGCGACAUGUUGCGCAGCAGGGGUGCCACCGUGCUGCACGUGCGCGAUCUGCUGAACGACAUCGCCAUCCGUGGCGAUUGGGCCAAGAGGGAGCUGUUCGAGGCGGUGUGGGGCGAGGAGUUCGUCAACAUGCACGGCCUCGCCAACCUCAACGUCGAGCACCUCACCACGGGGCACGGGCGGCGCACGCUGGACUUCGACGUGCCGCCGCUCAUGAACCUCUUCUUCAUGAGGGACCCCGCCUUCGCCGUCCCUGGCGGCUGGGUGGUGAUCUCCCGGCCUUACUACAGCAUCCGGCAGAUGGAGUCAAGGCUGCUGCGGGCCAUCUUCAGGCUGCACCCGGCCCUCAAGGAUGUCAGCGUGUACGACGGGUUGGCCGACGAUCCGGACGUGAACAUCGAGGGGGGGGACGUGCUGGUGGCAGACAGGGAGACGGUAUUGGUAGGCAUAUCUCAGCGCACGAACGAGGCGGGUGCCAAUAAGUUGGCGGAGUUCCUUUUUCAGAAGACGCCUGUAACCCGCGUGGUGAAGGUCUUCAUCCCGAAGCAGCGCGCGUUUAUGCACCUGGAUACGCUCUUCACGUUUGUCAACAAGAGGGUUGUCCUCACCAUGCCGUAUUUCUGGUCCAAGCCGCAGGUGUACGCAGAAGUCGCAAGGCGCGUGAACACGCUGAACGAGAAAAUGGGAUCUGAUUCGAGGCAGGCUGCAGAGGACUGGGUGAACGAGCCUCCGCGGAUAGAGGUCCUGGAGAAGCUCGAGGACGGAAGGACAAAGACCAGGACGUAUAACCAGGCCAUGGCGGGGUUGCAGGCCGAGGGCAUCAUAGAGAAGGCGCUCUUCGUCUGCGGCCCCGAGGGGUCAUAUGCCACUGAGGAAGAGCACGUGGCGCGAGCGUUGACUGAGCAGUGGAACGACGCUGCCAACGUGUUCUGCAUCGCCCCGAACACCGUCAUCGCGUACAAGUGGUGCACGAGGACAGUCCAGCACCUGCAGGACAACGGCGUGGACGUGAUGAUGCUGGACGGGUUCGAGCUCAUGAAGGGGCGCGGGGGUGCCCGCUGCAUGACAAUGCCGCUGCGGCGGUCUUCACACAAGCGCGCGACGGAGGUGCUGUAG